AUGUUCUCUCUUUUCUGUCUUCAACUGCAGGGUGAAACUGAAGUUCCCUCUGUUGCUGUCACCAAGACUCCUAAGGGGGAGGGUCUUGCUAACUUGGAGGUGGAGCCAGAUGAGUAUGAAAUCCCUGCUGACCUAUCAUCUGAUGAAGAGUACAUGGUGGUAGAGGAGACGGAGUCAUCCCGGGGCGCCCGUCUGAAACAGAGCGGGUUAAAAAGCAUUGAGAACAUCAAAGCUGCGUUUUCCAAAGAGAACAUGAACAAGACCCGUGAGAAGACGCGAGAAAACCUCAGCAAGACCAAGGAGAGCCUGAGUAAGACGGGCCAAACGCUUGGAACCAAAUUCAACACCUUGGGUGAGAAGAUUGUGCCCACUGAGCAGCGAGAGAAGAUCCGUCAGAGCAGCGAGAGGCUCAAGGAGAACAUCGCUAAGAAAGCACCCAAUAAAGAAUCGUUCAAAAUCAAGCUGAAGAAGGAACGCACGGUCGCUGAGGGCCAGGAGGGUGCGGAGGCCGAGCCUGCUGUGACUCCUCCCAAAGGCAGGAAGUCUAGCCCAGAUGUGACCUACACAGAAGUGGCUACCGAGAACAAGAGGGAAGGUCCAGUAUCAGAGGAGGGAGCGACUCGUAUCCAAGAGGACUGAAAACAGCAGCUCACCACAGAAACUGUGGAGAAAUUGAAGGAAAAAACAUAUAGAAUGCAGAGAAAGUAAUUAUUUAGCAAGUGGAAGAGGUUAUUUUUCAUUUAAAAAAAGGGUGCUCCAAAAUGUGAGAGUGUAUGAGUAUGUGUAUUUUAGGUAGCUAAAUUAAUAAAAAAAAAGAGUGCAAGCACUAGAUGUGUUUUUAUCAUUUCUGUUACCGUAAA
This is a messenger RNA of Sinocyclocheilus grahami, 860 nucleotides long. Its product is annotated as muscle-related coiled-coil protein-like. The coding region runs from base 1 to 639 and encodes 212 amino acids. The transcript has a single exon. Lineage: Eukaryota; Metazoa; Chordata; Actinopteri; Cypriniformes; Cyprinidae. Gene Ontology annotation, cellular component: caveola; cytoplasm. Gene Ontology annotation, biological process: regulation of gene expression. The record is from RefSeq and is a predicted model, not a curated record.